AUGGCCAGCAAGAACGCCGUCCUCCACCUCUACCGCCGCUCCCUUAAGCUCUCCCUCGACUGGGCUGUCCAUAGAUACCUCUGGCGCGGACAGGCGCUCUACAUCCGCUCGCUCUUCGAGGCGAACAGACAUGUCACAGAGCCCAGACAACGGAGGAUCCUCAUACAGGAGACCGAAGACCUGUUGAAGAAGUGGCAGCACCCGGAUUCGUAUCGGCCACCGACUGCGCCAGGAGGCUCGAAGUUCGAACGAAACAUACCUGCGCCCAUCCUCGACCGUAAGAUCAUGCUCGCUGACCGAGUAGCUUGA
Molecule: messenger RNA, 309 nt
Organism: Coniosporium apollinis CBS 100218
Lineage: Eukaryota; Fungi; Ascomycota; Dothideomycetes
Exons: 4
Coding region: 1-309 (102 amino acids)
Biological process (GO): mitochondrial electron transport, NADH to ubiquinone
Source: RefSeq, a predicted model, not a curated record